This is a messenger RNA of Capsicum annuum, 4567 nucleotides long. RefSeq lists its product as uncharacterized. Lineage: Eukaryota; Viridiplantae; Streptophyta; Magnoliopsida; Solanales; Solanaceae. The record is from RefSeq and is a predicted model, not a curated record. The transcript has 3 exons. The coding region runs from base 2035 to 2856 and encodes 273 amino acids.
AUUUGCCUAAUAAUAUAUUUUUUUUUUUUUUUAGGACCAUAACAUCACUCAACUAUUUCUGUUUCCCUCAAAAUAUACUUGACAUAAUUCAACAUCAUUCUCUUUCCUAGUAGGAUGCCAUGUCACAUUUUUCUCUUUUAAUAAUAAGGAUGCCAUGUCACAUUUUUCUUUUUUAAUAAUGUGUUUUAACUUUUUAAAUCACCAAAUCUUUUACGAGAAGAAGAGUACAAAGACGCAAAUUUUCUACCCAAAAAGUUUUCUAGGUCCUGAGGCAACAUCUACAUGGAAGCCUCUAGUUUUUUGAGGAAAAAUGUGGGUUCUUCAAUGAAUAAUUUUAUGAAUUUACAGAAUGGAUUGUAUCCCCAGCUGCUGUAUACCUUUGAUGUCGACCAAAGAGAUCAUCACGAGGGAUAUUCUGUUGUUUGAAUCUGGAUUUCUAUGUUGAACAUGGGAGGCAUCUACUCUUAAGGAAUUGUUUGAAUCUGCGUUUCUUGUGUGUAGAACAUGGGAAGCAACUCCGCUGACUCCUUUCAUCCUCAAUUUUAUUGCCAAUUAUAGUAAUUCUCUCAACUAGUAUCAGUAGAUGUUAUCAUUGGAAGCUAAUAUUUCACUCAAAAUUGAGGAUAUAUAUUGACAUUGUCUUUGAUGAGGAUACACAUUGACAUUAGUCAUCAACAGUUAGAUUAAUAGAAAUGAAAAAAGCAAGUCAAUUACUUAAAACGAUUUCCACAUUCAGUCAUUUAUUUGGCAUAUUUCUUCACCAAACCACAGAGCACAACUGAAUGCAGGAUAAAUUCCCACAUCUAAUAUCUAGAAGAACUCCCGUGGACCGACACGUGACUGUCUCAAAAAAGGACCAAGUAAAAAAAAAAAAAGUUCAAAAGGGCGACUCCAAGCACCUAAUAUUAGUCAUGUAUACGCAACACAAGUCUUGUAUUAUAUUCAAACUUGCGAUGUUCACUGAAGUUGAGAAGCACAUUAUGACCUUGUAGAAAUUUUGUGAAAGGAAUACAACCACUGCAAACUUUCAAAGCAAUACUUUCAUAACCAAAAAUUAGAUUACAUCUGUGUUACGCCACAUACUAUAUGAGAAAGCUGAGAGGUGACUAAGAAAAAUCAGUCCUCCUAACCCAGUUAUUCGACUUCUUCAUCCUCCUCCGCCUCAGAAAAAGCUGAAAUCCUUGUGCCAGAAGACUUCAAAUUCUCAUUUUAAGUAAUCCUGCAUUUUGUCCCGAAACUAUUGCACCUUAUAUCUCUAAUGUCUAUAAAUAUCUUGCAUCUUCAUGAAAAAAUCUGAAUUGUAUUUGUCUUAAUUGUCUAGUCGAGCAACUUAUGUAAUAGAAAUUUUAAUAACCUUAUUCUGCCCAUAUAUGUUCAUUGAAAUUUCCUGAAGCACAAUAAGCUUCUUAAGUGUUGGGCGCAGUUGUUCCAUUCCGUUUGUUUGAACAAGUCAUAGAAAGUAAACUGUUUUAAUCAAACAUUUUUCCUGUUUUUCAACAUUAAAUGCUUGUUGUAGGAGUAUCCAGAUGCAACAAAGCAAUUUGAAUCUUUUUUGAGCCGUGUUAAAAGUAAAGAUAUUGAUCUGAAUGAUGGAGAAGAGACUGAUAAUGUUGCAGAAACUAUAGAUGAGGAAGAUUUUCAUGAUUCAGAUUAUCACCUUUCUGACGAAGACGAUGACUUUCAGGAGGUUAUAAUUGUAAACAAAAAUGUGAAAAAGAGGGGACGACCAAAAAUUCCACCAGGCUCUAUCAAUGUACCGUCCAGUUCUACAAUUGUAGCACCACACGUUGUUGAUACUGAAUCUGAUUAUGUAGAUUCAAAUGAACUGUCGGAGGAGGUUGAGUCUGAUAAAAAUGAAGAUAUGGUCCAGGAAAAGGUUACCUUCGAAGAGUAUAAUGAAGCUAAACACUAAGAUAAGCCGAUAUUAGAACUAGGGAUGACAUUUGGAAGUUUUGAAGAAUUUAAACAAGCUUGUAUGGAGUGGGACAUCAAAAAUAGAAGACAAUUAAGUUUUAUCCCAAUGAUACAGAGAGGAUGGUAUGCAUUUGUAAGCGAGAUGACUGUCCAUUUAGGAUUUAUGCUAGUAAAUUGAGUCAAGAUAAUUCUAUUGUGCAGAUUAAGUCUAUCAAUUUGACUCAUAAUGGUGGCAUGGUGUUUGAUAAUCCCCACAUGACACCAAAAUAUAUUGCUAAAAGGUAUUUGGAAUUUUUUAAAGCUGAUCCAGAUUGGAGUAUAAAUGGAAUCAUAGCUAUGGUCAAACAAGACUUAAGUUAUACGAUAUCAUAUAAAAAGGCAUGGAAAGCCAGAGAUCAAGCUCUAAAAUGGAUAGUUGGAGAUGAGAGCCUCCAGUACGGUAAGCUUCUAUCAUAUAGAGCAGAGUUGUUGAAUUCUAAUCCUAGAUCAACUGUUGUAAUUUGGAGAGAUGAUGAAAAAUUUCAGGGUUUUUAUGUGUGUUUUGGCGGGCUGAAAGUAGCAUUUAAGUCAGGGUGCAGACCUUUUGUUAGUCUAGAUGGAUGCUGGUUAAAAGAAAACUUUGGAGGAAAUUUAUUGUCAGCAGUGGCUAUAGACCCGAAUGAUUGUAUUUUUCCUAUUGCCUAUGCUGUCAUAGCUCAAAAUGAAAGUAAAGAAACUUGGAGUUGGUUCUUGGAGAUUCUUGGAGAGGAUCUUGAAAUAAGGUACAACCAUCACAUAACAUUUAUGUCAGACAGGCAAAAGGGCUUAAUUGAUGCAGUUAAGGACCUAUUUCCUUUUGCUGAACACAGAACUUGUGUUCGACAUAUGUAUCAAAACUUCAGAGGAAAACACAAAAGUCAAAGCUUUGAAAGAUUUGGUGUGGAAUGCAACAAUUGCCAGUAAUGAAAUAUUAUUCAAGAAAUGUAUGGAAAAAAUUGAGCAGGAAGAUAGAGAGGCAAGAAAAUGGUUCAAUCAUCCAGAAAGACCCUUCCAAAGUAGGACUAGAGCCUUGUUCAAAACAAAUACUAGAUGUGAUAUGUUGCUCAACAACUUGUGUAAAAGUUUCAAUAAGUAAGUUAAAACGUAUUAUUUUUCUAGCAAUAGUUACUUUUAUCGUACUAAUGCAUAUCUUGUUUUAGGUAUAUACUUGAUGUCAGGGAUAAACCAAUCAUUACAAUGUUAGAAAUGAUAAAGAAUAAGUUAAUGAAGAGAUUGCACAAGAAGAGAAUCUGGAUUGAUAAAUAUCAAGACAUGAUUUGUCCAUAAAUUAUCAAAAAACUUGACAAAAUUAGUAAGGAGGCUGCUAUGUUUAAAGCUGACUAUUCAGGAGGGCCAAAGGUGUUGGUUAGUGGGCCUGGUGGGCCAUAUGUGGUAGAUAUGGUGGCUAAGAGUUGUAUUUGUAGGAGAUUUGAGCUAAUCGGGUUGCCAUGUUCUCAUGCUUAUAUCAGUAUUAUUGAUAACAAUGAAAGAGUGGAAGACUGUGAAUCCAUUCUAUCAAUUGGUACCUUCAAGAAUGUGUAUUCAUAUUAUAUCAAUCCGACAAAUCAUGAAGAUCAUUGGCCAGAAAUUGUAAAUGGUGGACAGGUUCUUUCUCCUAAAGUUGUGAAGAAGAAAAGAGGUAGGAAGCCUUAAAAUAGAAAGAAAGAAUCUGGAGAAUUGGAGAAGCAAAAAGCAGCUGAAGCUGCUACGAAUGCUAAAAAAAAGAGUUGGAAAAAAGACUGAGAAUAUGGGACCCCAAAAGUUAUCUAAAAAAGAUUUUGUAAAAGGAGAUGCUCAAUUUGCAAGAAGGAGGGUCAUAAUGCAAGAGGUCAUUAUAAUGUGCUCAAAAAGACUGUUGACGGUGACAUCUGGGAUGAUUCUAAAUUUUAUCAUCCAUAAAUAUGGAUAAAUUAACAAAUAAAAUUGAACUUAAAAAAGCAGUCAAUUAGAACUCAAGUAAUGAAUUCUUGAUUUAUUUUUUUCAAUUAAUUUAUUGCAAAGUUAUGUUUUUUUUCAUUAGUUUCAUUGCUUAAUUGUUUUUUUUUUUCUCUAUUAUUGGCUCAAGAAGGAGUACAUGUUAAAUCUGUUGAUUGAUCUUCUUUUACAACAAAGAAAGGAAGUCAUUUUGAAAGAAAAAUCAUGAAGGGUUAUGUAGUUUUGCAAAAGAAAAGAAACUUUAGUAAAAUAUAGAGAUUAUACAUUAGUAUUUUUUGUUAGUUAUGUGAAGCACUUUAGACAAGUUAUGUGUUUCUUUUGUUAAAACUUCUGUGGUCAUUAUGGUGUGUUAUACUUGCCUAUAAAAUAUUAUUUAGCUAUAAAUUAUAGUAAGUUAUGACACACUUUUAUGAAGUAUUGAUGCUAAAAUUUGUUAUUUUGAAAGUCAAAUUUGUUUGUGCAUAUAUUUUGGUAAGGCAGAGAAGAAAAUUUAUUGUUAUGUUUUGUCUUCUUGAUUAGCUUUAAGAAACUAAUUUAAUUUUUUUCUUUCAUAAGAGAAAGGCAAAUUUUUGUAUGAAGAGAAGUUGACGUUUAUGCAAAUACUUGUGAAUGAAAUUGAGAACAAAAGAAAAAGGCUAAAUUUUUGUAUGAAGAGAAGGUGACGUUCAUGCAAAUACUUGUGAAUGAAAUUGAGAAUAAA